This is a messenger RNA of Helianthus annuus (common sunflower), 750 nucleotides long. RefSeq lists its product as uncharacterized. The transcript has a single exon. Bases 1 to 750 code for a protein of 249 amino acids. Lineage: Eukaryota; Viridiplantae; Streptophyta; Magnoliopsida; Asterales; Asteraceae. The record is from RefSeq and is a predicted model, not a curated record.
AUGUCUCCAUAUCUUUUUACUCUCAUCAUGGAGGUCUUCUCUUCUAUGCUCCAAAGAACCGCUCAAUCUAAUUCUUUCAAAUAUCAUGCUCAUUGUGCUAAACAGAAGAUCAUCAACCUCUCGUUUGCUGAUGACCUCUUCAUCUUUGUCCAUGGUGAUAUUGUUUCUGUUCGGAAAAUCAAGGAAGUCUUACAAAGAUUUACUGCUAUAUCCAGUCUGGUUCCAAGCCCGUCUAAGCGCAUUGUUUUCUUUAGGAAUGUCCCACUCCAGAUUAGACAGGAGAUCCUUCAAGUUAUGCCAUUUCAAGAAGGGAGUUUGCCUGUUCGAUACUUGGGGGUGCCCCUAAUUUCCUCGAGAUUGAAGUCCAGUGAUUGCAAGCUUUUGGUGGAGCGCAUGGAUAAGAAAAUUGAUAACUUGAUGACUAAAUCCCUUUCUUUUGCUGGCCGUCUUCAGUUAAUAAAUUAUGUCCUAUCAUCUAUGCAUAUCUAUUGGGCAGUUGUCUUUAUUAUUCCAGCUCGUGUUACCAAGGAGCUAGAGAAGAGAAUGAGGCGUUUCCUAUGGAAUGCAGGUCGUCAAGGCAAAGUUCAUGCUAAAGUGGCAUGGAAGGAGGUUUGUUUGCCAAAGGAGGAAGGUGGUUUGGGUAUCAAAAGUAUUUCUGAUGUUAAUAAGGCUCUCAUGACAAAUCACAUAAGGAGUAUCGUUAGCAACAGGCGUUCUCAUGGGUUCAAUGGAUUAAAUCUCACAAGUUAA